Messenger RNA from Toxorhynchites rutilus septentrionalis, 1008 nucleotides. RefSeq lists its product as uncharacterized. Lineage: Eukaryota; Metazoa; Arthropoda; Insecta; Diptera; Culicidae. Gene Ontology annotation, molecular function: nucleic acid binding. Bases 1 to 1008 code for a protein of 335 amino acids. The transcript has 3 exons. The record is from RefSeq and is a predicted model, not a curated record.
AUGGAUCAGUUGCUGAAGGCAGGAGAAAAGUUCGAAUGGUCACCAGCUUGCCAGAAGUCGUUCGACCGUUUUCGAGAAUUUCUUCAGUCCCCGUUUCUGUUGACGCGCUACAACCCGAAAUUUGAAUUAGUUUUGUCGGCAGAUGCUUCCUCCGUUGGUCUGGGUGCCCGGAUCGUACACAAAUUUCCGGAUGGCACCGUGAAAGCCACUUGCCACGCUUCGCGCAAUUUGACAGCAGCGGAGAGUAAUUACAGCCAGAUCGAAAAGGAGGGCUUGGCUUUGAUGUUCACCGUGACCAAAUUCCAUCGGAUGAUAUUCGGACGGCGUUUCGUGCUCGAGACCGAGCACAAGCAUUUGCUUGCCAUAUUCGGGUCGAAAAAGGGCAUCCCCACAUGCUUUCGGACACGCGGUCAUCCUGUCCCACCUUAUCGCCAUGUUCGUCUGGAAGAGGACUAUGUUUUAGCCACCAUCGAGUUCGAGAGCACCAUCCGCAGCAUCAUGAACCAAUCUUUAGAAGCCCUACCAGUUUUGUUCAAAACCGUUCAAACCAAAACCCGUAUAGAUGAAACCCUGCAACAGGUGAUCAAGCACGUGAACACAACGUGGCCUACAAAGAAAACGAGCAUCACAGACCCGCACAUUCAAGAGUUUUUCCAGUGUCGCGAGUCCCUCUCCAUCACUGCUGACUGCUUGAUGUACGGCGAACGUUUGGUGUUACCAUCCGUUCUCCGAAAGAAGGUGCUCGUGGAGCUGCACAAGGGCCUCCCGGUAUCGAACGUAAUCGGUCCCUUGCUCGACAUGUACGCCUACACCAAAUGGCCGGAGGUGGUCAGAACAAAUAACAUCACUUCUGCAGCGACAAUUCGCAUUCUCCGUGACAUUUUCGUCAGAUUCGGGUCCCCGGAGAUACUGGUUACCGACAACAGGACGCAGUUUACCAGCGAAAUGUUCGAGGCCUACUGCGAGGCCUCGCGGAAAGAUUCGUCGACACCUUUAAGAGGACAUUAA